AUGUGCAGUAUAUCAUGUUACAUUCCUAUUUAUGACAUAGAGAAUAGAAGAAUAAUCUUUAAUUUCUGAAUUACUUUUGCAUCUUUUGUUCUCUUGAUUUAGUUUGAAGUCUCCAUAUAUGAUCAUGUUCCUGUGCCUUAACUGCUGGUGUUUGUAGUGAUUUGUUAACUUUUAUUUGAUGAGGAAAGUCCGUCUUCUUCUUGAAGGAAUUUUAUGAAUCAUGAAGUAGAUAAGUUUGAUUCUAUAUGAAAUUGCAAUUGAUCCUUUUUAUAUAUUUUUAAUGAAAAACCAAGCUUCCAUUGAGCAACAUGAAAGAAAAAUACAAGUGCAGACAAAAAGUUGCCUCUCAAGGAGGUGACUUAGAACUACCUAUCCAUAAAUGAACUUCAAUUCAAAAGAAUAACAACUAACUAAUAAUUAUUGACCAGUUUAGUAAUCGCCCACAAAAAGGUGUUAAACCUAACAAUAUCCCACGUCUCUUCCUAGGAUCUCUCAAACCCUCUAAAAAGUAUACUAUUCCUCUCAAGCCAAAUACUCCACGUAAUAGCAAAGAAACAAGUCUGCUAGAGAAUGAUGUUGUUAUCUUGAAAAGGGGGAUUCAUGAUAACCUCUUCCAUCAUAGAACAACAAUCUCUAUUACGUACGUGCCCCCCGUAGAUUCCAAAAACUCUCACAAAGUGACUACAUAAAGCUUGUGCGAACAAACAACUCCACAAUAGAUGGUCAAGGAGGAAUGCCUGAACGCAAUCUAAGAUGCUAAUUCUCCAUGCAGACCUGCCACAUAAAGUAAGGAAUUCUGAAUGCAGUCGGAUUGGGAAUGUUUUCCACAAGUUGAUGAGGCAGAUUGGAAAUCCAGUUGACUUUGAACUUCCUGAUUGGUUUAAUAAAUGGAAGCCUAUGCCGUAUACCUUCAUUAGGCGUAAUGUCUACCUCACAAAGAAAUUUAAAAGACGCAUUGAGGAUGAUGGGAUAUUUUGUUCUUGUAGCCCUACACAGGGAUCUCCAGGUGUCUGCGAUAGGGAUUGUCAUUGUGGGAUGCUGCUGUCUAGCUGUUCUUCAGGCUGCAAGUGUGGGGUUUCAUGUCUUAACAAGUCAUUUCAGCACCGACCUAUGAAGAAGAUGAAACUGGUCGAGACUGAGAAAUGCGGUUCUGGGAUUGUAGCUGAUGAAGAUAUCAAACAAGGAGAGUUUGUAAUAGAAUAUGUAGGGGAAGUAAUUGAUGAUAAAACAUGUGAAGAAAGGCUUUGGAACAUGAAGCAUCGGGGAGAGACUAACUUCUAUCUGUGCGAGAUCAAUCGGGAUAUGGUAAUUGAUGCCACAUACAAGGGAAAUAAGUCGAGAUAUAUAAAUCAUAGUUGUUGUCCCAAUACUGAGAUGCAAAAAUGGAUAAUUGAUGGAGAAACGAGAAUUGGCAUAUUUGCAAGCCGGGACAUACAGAAGGGCGAGCAUCUAACUUAUGAUUAUCAGUUUGUUCAGUUUGGUGCAGAUCAAGAUUGUCAUUGUGGUGCUGUUGGCUGCAGAAGAAAGCUGGGUGUUAGACCUACAAAACCAAAGAUAUCUUCAGAUGCUGCAUUGAAACUUGUAGCAUGCCAGGUGGCCGUAUCCUCACCAAAGCUGAAAGCAAUCUUGUCCGGAAAAGAUGUUUACAAAAAUGGAGCUUUGCACGUAGGAAGUUCGAGACAGGCUUGUAACCAGCAAGUUGUGCACACCUAUAAUUGCAUUGGUGAGGUCAUUUGUAUUGCUCGCCCCAUAAGCGGAAGGUCUUUUGGUAUUAUAAAGAGGUUUGAUCAAUAUUCCAGAAAACACUCUAUCAUGUUUGAAGACGGCAAUGUUGAAUUUCUUGACAUGUCGAAAGAGGAUUGGGAAUUUGCAAGAUUGUGAGUGGUAGGGUACAGAGUGUAGCAUUAGCUCAGCUUGCAUCAAGAAAGCAGCAACAUGAAUAGAAAAGAAUGACUAUUCACUUACUGGCGUUUUGGGCGACUAAUCAAGGAAUGCCACGUGGAAUUUGGCAGCCAAUGAUAUCUCUCAGGUUGUACUAUACUAAAGUUCUAAUGCUCGACUUACUGAUUGCUGAAAUAUGAAAAACUUUCCCUUCGAAAGGGUCAAAAGAAAAGAGAAAAAGAUUUUUGUAUUGUAUUGUAUUGUAUUCUUGCUCCCAUAAACUUGGCGACAUUGUUGUAUGAUAUGUAGUUCUGUUCUUUCACAUUAGAAAAAGAAAUAAGGACUCAACCAAAUCAGCCUUAUUAUUACUUUUUGGACCAGUGGGGAAUGUUAUUUAUAAAGUCCAGUUCUGUCAUUGUAUUCAUAUUCAAGUGUUAA
This is a messenger RNA of Momordica charantia (bitter melon), 2319 nucleotides long. The record is from RefSeq and is a predicted model, not a curated record. Lineage: Eukaryota; Viridiplantae; Streptophyta; Magnoliopsida; Cucurbitales; Cucurbitaceae.